Messenger RNA from Lobosporangium transversale, 1439 nucleotides. Its product is annotated as TIP49 C-terminus-domain-containing protein. The record is from RefSeq and is a predicted model, not a curated record. Gene Ontology annotation, cellular component: R2TP complex; Swr1 complex; Ino80 complex. The transcript is spliced from 3 exons. Gene Ontology annotation, molecular function: ATP binding; ATP hydrolysis activity; DNA helicase activity. The coding region runs from base 16 to 1431 and encodes 471 amino acids. Gene Ontology annotation, biological process: chromatin remodeling; regulation of transcription by RNA polymerase II; box C/D snoRNP assembly. NCBI's taxonomy places the organism in Eukaryota, Fungi, Mortierellomycota, Mortierellomycetes, Mortierellales, Mortierellaceae.
AAAAAAAAAAAAAAAAUGGCGUCCACAAGUACUGACACAACUGGUCUUCGUGAUAUUACAAAGAUGGAACGUAUUGGUGCACACUCUCACAUUCAUGGCUUGGGAUUGGAUGACAAUCUGGAGGCUCGAGAGACAGGUCAAGGAAUGGUUGGUCAAUUGAAAGCACGUCGUGCUGCAGGUGUGAUGCUAAAGAUGAUCCAGGAUGGCAACAAGAACGCAGGACGGGCCAUCUUGAUGGCAGGAGCCCCCGGUACAGGAAAGACAGCUAUUGCAAUGGGGAUGGCCCAAUCUCUGGGCGCAGAUGUCCCCUUUACGAUGUUGGCUGCCUCAGAGAUCUUUUCAUUGGAGAUGAGCAAGACAGAAGCAUUGACUCAAGCCUUUAGACGAUCGAUCGGUGUGCGAAUCAAGGAAGAAUCAGAGAUCAUUGAAGGAGAAGUGGUCGAGAUUCAGAUCGAUCGUUCCACAACAGGACUUGGCCAGAAAUCUGGUAAGCUAACACUCAAGACCACAGAGAUGGAGACAAUGUACGAUUUGGGAGCAAAGAUGAUUGAUGCACUCAACAAGGAAAAGGUCAUGGCAGGAGAUGUGAUUACGAUCGACAAGGCAUCGGGCAGGAUUUCCAAGUUGGGACGUUCAUUCACCCGAGCACGCGAUUAUGAUGCCAUGGGCUCGGAUACAAAGUUUGUACAGUGUCCGGAUGGGGAACUUCAGAAGCGUAAGGAGGUUGUUCAUACGGUCUCUCUACAUGAGAUGGAUGUGAUCAAUUCGAGAUCCCAGGGGUUCUUGGCCCUCUUCUCUGGUGAUACAGGAGAGAUCAAGACAGAGGUUCGGGAACAGAUCAAUCAAAAAGUGGGCGAGUGGCGUGAGGAGGGCAAGGCAGAGAUUGUUCCAGGGGUGUUGUUCAUUGAUGAGGUUCAUGUUCUGGACAUUGAGUGUUUCUCGUUCUUGAACCGUGCUUUGGAAGAUCCUCUGGCACCGGUGGUGAUCAUGGCCUCCAACCGAGGGAUUUCCAAGAUCCGAGGCACCAAUUACAAGUCACCCCAUGGAUUGCCUGUGGAUCUAUUGGAUCGAUUGUUGAUCAUCAGCACGACAGCGUACACGGAACCGGAGAUCAAACAGAUUUUGACGAUUCGAUGUGAGGAAGAAGAUGUGCAGAUGACAGAGGAUGCAAAGGAUAUUUUGACCAGGAUCGGGAUGGAGACCUCGUUGCGGUAUGCCAUCCACUUGAUCACAGCUUCUUCGUUUGUGGCCAAGAAGCGAAAGGCGGCUGCGGUGGAUGUGGCGGAUAUUAAGAGGGUGUAUUCGCUAUUCUUGGAUGAGAAGCGCUCAGUUCAGAUGUUGAAGGAGUACCAAGGCCAGUAUAUGUAUAAUGAGAUCGACAUGGCAGAUCGCGAGCCUGCUAUUGGCAACAGCAUGCAGAUGAGCGUGUAGAAAUAAAU